AUGUCUUCACCAUCUUCUUCGAGGAUAAUGAGGGCCGUACAGUACCACAAAUACGGCGGAGGAGCCGAGGGCCUCAAGCACGUGGAGGUGCCGGUGCCGUCUCCGAAGAAAGGCGAGCUGCUGGUUCGGGUGGAGGCCGCCAGCAUCAACCCGCUGGAUCGGAGGUUCCAGAAGGGCGUCGGGCGGCCCUUCCUGCCCAGCAAGUUCCCCUUCACCCCGGUCUGCGAGCUCGCUGGCGAGGUAGUGGAGUUGGGCGCUGGGGUGAGCGGCUUCAGGCCAGGCGAUAAAAUCAUCGCCGUCAACUUUCCGGGUAGCGGCGGCCUGGCCGAGUACGCCGUGGUGUCAGCAUCGAAUGCGGCGUUGAGGCCGCCGGAAGUGUCGGCAGUUGAAGGCGCGUGCAUUCCUAUCGCGGCAGCCACCGCGCUCAUGGCGCUCAGGACGGCCGGGGUCGGCCUCGACGCCGGCGACGGCCCCGCAAAGAACGUGCUGGUCACCGCGGCCUCCGGCGGCGUCGGCACAUUCGCCGUGCAGCUGGCUAGCCUCGCGGGACACCACCACGUCACGGCUACCUGUGGCGCGCGCAACCUGGACCUCGUUCGGGGCCUCGGCGCCGACGAGGCGCUAGACUACUGCACCUCGGAGGGCACCGCGCUGCGUGGGCCGUCCGGACGGAAGCACGAUGCGGUGGUGCACUGCGCGGAGGGGUUCCCGUGGUCGGCGUUCAAGCCGGCGCUGGCGGACGCCGGUGGCGUGGUGGUGGACCUCACCCCGCGCAUCGCGUCCGUCGCUGUCGCAGUGCUGCACUGGCUGUGCUUCUCGAAGAAGAGGCUUGUGCCGCUGAUCGUGUCGACGAAGAAGCAGGACAUGGACGCACUGCUGGGAUUGGUGGUGCAGGGCAAGAUCCGGGCUGUGGUCGACUCGCGUUACCCGCUAAGCAGGGCGCGCGAGGGCUGGGCCAAGAGCAUGAGCGGCCACGCCACCGGUAAGAUCAUCGUGGACAUGGUAAAAGACGCAGAGUAAUAAUUAUGUACCACGAGCACGCCAUGUCACUUUAGUGAAUUAUUGUAAGAUAGCCAUACUUUGCUAUUUCUUUUCUGAGGAAACAGCUAGCCUCUGCUGCUGAUUUUGCCAUUUCUAGCCUGACUGAAAUAUAGCUAUUUGUAAGUAAAUCUUAUGAUUUGAGCAAUAAGAUUUGUGCGAAAGAUACACACAAAAAAUCAUGGGUUUCUACGUUGAGUGAGAAGUGACUAUUUGUAAGAUGGCUAUAGUGAUAUCUUCUUUGCAAAAACAAUGCCCUAUUCCUCCUUUGCAGUCCAAAGUUUCCGCUACAAAAAAUGCUAUAAUCAUAUUCAUUACUGAGGAAAUUCCACAUCGCCAGCCAGCCUCUGGCCUCAAGAAAAGGAGUCAAUUCAAUGGUUAUUUUGAUAGCCUAUGAGCUUUGGCUUGAGCGAAGCCGGAUAAUUUUUGAAGGGAAGGUAAGACCGGUGAGAGACAUUGUUGGUGUGGACAU
Molecule: messenger RNA, 1510 nt
Organism: Lolium perenne
Lineage: Eukaryota; Viridiplantae; Streptophyta; Magnoliopsida; Poales; Poaceae
Product: quinone-oxidoreductase QR1, chloroplastic-like
Molecular function (GO): oxidoreductase activity
Source: RefSeq, a predicted model, not a curated record